Solanum verrucosum is the source of this 597-nucleotide messenger RNA. Its product is annotated as mitochondrial zinc maintenance protein 1, mitochondrial. The transcript has 2 exons. Lineage: Eukaryota; Viridiplantae; Streptophyta; Magnoliopsida; Solanales; Solanaceae. The record is from RefSeq and is a predicted model, not a curated record. The coding region runs from base 76 to 402 and encodes 108 amino acids. Gene Ontology annotation, biological process: mitochondrial respiratory chain complex III assembly.
AAAAUUUAGAUGGUAUUAUGGUAUAUAUAAAAGAUCAAAAUAGUCCAACCCAAAGACCAUUUUGAUCAGUAGAAGAUGGCGAGCGGGAGAGCAGUAGAAGCCCUUCGAGCUUACAGAUCAGUGUUGAAGGCCACUCACAAAGCCUUCGCCGGAGAUACUUUCAUGCUCCAACAAUCCGCCGCCGAGGUCAGAAAGAAAUUCGAGGAGAAUCGCCACGUCUCAUCGGAGGCUGAUAUUCAGAGGCUAUUGGAGGAUGCAACUGAGGCCUCUUCGUUCAUAUCUACUAUGAUUAUCCAAGCCAAAGCUACACCUUCCGGUGCUUUCGUGGUGAAGCCUGAGAAAGAACAUGCUGGAGCAACGCUUGAGAUUCCUUCUGAAGAGAUUCUUAAGAAUUCUGCUUGAGCAUAUUCAAGGAAGCUCAGAGCAUUUAGACUGCUGUGCUAGCACUUUUAUCUUUCAUUAACCAUAAGUUUGUCUUUUGAGUUUCUCCACUUGGAAUUUUCUUGGAGAUUCUGCUUUCUCCAAGGUCAUGACGUUUCAGUCUUUCCUGUUUUUGUUACAUUUAGGCCAUAAUUUAGUGGAUAUUGCAUCCAUCUA